Messenger RNA from Limulus polyphemus (Atlantic horseshoe crab), 3798 nucleotides. RefSeq names its product 72 kDa inositol polyphosphate 5-phosphatase-like. The coding region runs from base 91 to 2829 and encodes 912 amino acids. Gene Ontology annotation, biological process: phosphatidylinositol dephosphorylation. The transcript has 12 exons. Gene Ontology annotation, molecular function: phosphatase activity. Lineage: Eukaryota; Metazoa; Arthropoda; Merostomata; Xiphosura; Limulidae. The record is from RefSeq and is a predicted model, not a curated record.
AGAUUAUAUCGUUGUUAUCGGAGAAAGCUUUUCUGUCUUUUAGAUGUAAUGUUGGAAUUACCGUGGAAAGAAAUUUGCAAGUGAAAUUAGAUGAUGGAGAAGAGUGGGCCAACUGAUAAUUUCCAAAGAAGAGUAGUUAAAACACAAAAUAAGAAAGAAGACAAAUUCAAGAAAAAUGUUGCACGUAAUUCAGUAAGAAGUUCUAGGGUGGCUGUUGUUGACAGUGGAGAAGUGAAAUCAGAAAAAAGUAUUGGAAACAGUUCUUUAUCAACAAAAGCAUCUAGUUGUAGAAAAAAAAUCAUCAAAGAAUAUAAUGCAAACCAAAGUCACCAUUCAAAAAUUUCAGGAAAAAAUCAUAUGUUACCAUACUCUGAGAAAGACCAGUUACAUUUGUCACACUCUUCAGUAGCCAAAGGUAUUUGUCAUUCCAUUGAAGAUAGUUUACACAAGAAGGAGACAAAAAGUGCAUCUAUUAUUGAUGAUUCACAACAGAAUAUAUGCCUUCAUAAAAGUAAAGAUGAGCAAAAGUUGGAACACACCUGUUUAGAUGAAGAGUCUGAGAAAAGUAAUCAUGGACAUGUAAUUCCAAGAACUUCUUUUUGUUCAGAUGAAGAAAAAUGUUUAUCUACUAGAAAAAAUGUUAGCAAUUUACUAGAAAUGACCUGUCAUUCUAAAGAUGAAGCUAUAUUUGUUAACACUGAUUUCAUAAUAGAAAAGUUAAAAUCUGAUUGCUUAUCUGAUGACACUAGCUCUUGUUUGAGUAAUGAUUCAUGUAGUGAAAACUGUAAAAUAAAUCCAGAUCAGAAAAAUAAGUUAGUUGUUUCAGAGUGUGGAAGAAUGCCUGAUGGAAAUGAGACUGUCCUUUCAAGAUGUGAUAGUAUAGAACACCUUGAAAAUGGAAUGAAAUUGUCAGUCUGUACUGAUAUGGAAACCACUAAUGACAUCUCAACAAAAGAGGCAUUAUCAGGUGAUUUGGUGUAUGUAAAUAAUUUUGAUAAUAUUCACAGUCAUUCUUUCAAUCUUCCUGUUUAUAAUGUUAAACAUGUACCUAGCUCUACAAACAUUUCCAAAAUGGAAGAAAAUGAAAACAAAAACUUAUGUUUCACAUCUGGGAAAAUAAAUCAAAAUUUGAUUAAGAAUUAUAUUGAAGUAGAGGACAAUGUUGGAUGGCAGAGCUGUGUGGAGACUGCUCAAAAUGAAGAAAUGAUCAAAAAUGUUCUGAAGCAAGUGAGUCGACGACUAAGUCAGGUGUGUCAGAGUGACCUACAGCAGUUCACUGUGACAGACUCAAGUACUUCUCAAUCUGAUAAGACACUACCUCAUAUCAAUCCCUCAGAUUCUCAGGAGACAGACUGUGCCUUGGAAUCUCAUACUUACUCAUCAAAACCAGGAUCAGCCAGUAGCCUCCUAGACCUGGCCAAAAAGUACAGUUCCAAAGAUUAUAACAGCAGAAAAGCAAGUAGUGGCAAUACCAGUCUUGUCAGUGAUUCUUCUCACUCUUAUUUGGCGAAGCAAAACAAUGUAGAAGAAGACCUCAAUUCAAGCAAAAAGCCACUGAAGUUGGAACCUCUUUCAAUUGAUAAACCACUGAUUUCCAAGUCAUUGGAAUCCCUAAAUUCUGUACUUGACUCUCCAGAAUUACAUAGGUCACAUUCAGCAACUCAGUCUGUUAUGUCUAGUGUUGAAGGUGUCCUGCCACUUAUAUCAGUUUGUGAAGCAAGAAGCAGGUGUUAUGUAGUUGGAACUGUUGGAAGUCAAGGAUCACUUUUGGGUCCUUCUGAACUUUUGAGGUAUUUCCCUGAUCAGAAAGUAUCUGUGUUUGUUGGAACAUGGAAUAUGAAUGGGCAGCUUCCACCAAAGAAUCUAGAUGAUUUCCUACUCCCACUAGGGGUUAAUCAUCUGCCAGAUAUCUAUGCUGUUGGGGUUCAAGAAGGAGUUCAGGAUAGGAAGGAGUGGGAGAUCACUUUGCAGACAACUUUGGGUCCCUCACAUGUUCUCUUCCAUUCUGUUGGUCUAGGUGUGUUAUACCUAUCUAUAUUUCUUCGAAGGGAUCUCAUCUGGUUCUGUUCUGAUCCAGAAGAUGCAACAUACAGCACCAGGCCUGGCUCUGCAGUCAAAACUAAGGGAGCAGUUGCUGUAUCAUUCAUGUUUUUUGGGACUUCUCUACUGUUUAUCAACUCACAUCUAACAGCACAUGAGAAAAAAAUAAAAGAGCGACUAUCAGACUAUGAAAAAAUCUGCCUGAUGUUGGACCUCCCAAGGAAUCUACCCUUAAAAUCCCAGUAUCAGAGCAAAGAUGUCACAGCAAGGUUUGACAGUGUGUUUUGGUGUGGAGAUCUAAACUUUCGAUUGACCCAGAAACGAGACUUUAUUAUCAAAUUAUUAGAAGAACGCAGUAUAAAGAACACAGUCUCGUGUAAAACGUUGUUGAAUCAUGAUCAGCUAAAGAAGGCUAUGGGUAAAGGUGUUGCCUUCAGAGACUUCCAUGAAGCCGAAAUAAUGUUUGUGCCUUCUUACAAGUAUAGUACUGGGUCUUCCUUAUUUGACUCCAAGAAGCUACGUGUACCUUCUUACACUGACCGUGUGUUGUUUCGACAUAAGAAGAACAAUACCAUAACUUGUUUGUUGUAUGAUAUAGCAGAGAGCAUCACUACUUCAGACCAUAAACCUAUAUAUGCAUUAUUUCAAGUUUGUGUGAAGCCAGGACGGGAUAACAUUCCCCUAGCGGCAGGUUUAUUCAACAGAGAAGUUUAUUUGGAAGCAUCUCGGAGACGUGCUGCUGCACUUGAAAAUCAAGAUCGGAGAAGUUCUGUGUGUUCUUUAAUGUAACACUGGUCUACUGCAGGUGUGGCAUUAGAAAAUGAUGAAUUAAAGAUAAUUGAUGCGAAAUGAAGUAAUCUGUGUAGCAGGUAUUAAUACUGCCAAUUUUUAUAAUUGAAUAAGUAUACUUACAUUUUCAUAGGAUUGAAUUUUUCUGUUGUAGAUGUAUAGGGUAUCACCAUGUUUAUAUGCAAAAUGAUUCAUAAACAUGAUACUUCAGUACAUAGAAAAAUCAAAUCACAGUUUGUAUAGUUUCAAGUGUCAUGACAAACAAUUGGAGAUAUAUCACAUACUUGCUGUGGUCUAAAAUGUAUAGCACAAGGUUUAUAUAUAGGCUUAUUUUAAUUUGUUAGCAUUACAAAAUGUUUUAGCUGUUUAAUAUUAAAUACUACACCAUUUUUUCUUCUUUUUUUAGAUAAAGUUACAAAAAGAGACAAAAUGAAUAGGUAUGAUUAUUAUAACUUUCAAAGAGUUUCUUAAGUGGAAGAUGUAGGGUAUGAAAGUUCUAUAUCCAUCUUUCCGUUUGUUUUAAAUAAACUUAUGAUAAAGAAGAUUGAAGGUAGAUCAUCAGCUGCUGUCAGUUGAUACAGCUAAAAGUAUGUUGUAUUAUGCUAACUUUAAAGCUAUUUCAUUUUUGCUGUUACAGUUUUAAAUAUUUCAAAAAGUUUGAAUAAUUAACUUGUGUUCUUUCUUUUCUUGACCACUUGCUAUGCUUAUUAUUAUGAUAUAUCAAAAAAAUAAAAAUAAAUCAGUGCUUUACAGAAAUAAUGGAGUAAACCUCUAAAAUAACAUUGAAAAGUUUUAAUACUGCAGUAAGAAACUUGGGUUAACUACCUCAGGAAACAGCUAUUUCAGGCUUGAACAGUAGAGCCUGUAAUGCAGACAUAAUUAAACUUUCUCUUCAUCCCCCAGUGGGACAGCAACACGUUUACAAUUUACAACACUAAAACCACAGGGAAAAACCCCAGACCCUGUGGU